Oryzias latipes (Japanese medaka) is the source of this 1360-nucleotide messenger RNA. It is a transcript of the gene lrrc34, whose product is annotated as leucine rich repeat containing 34. NCBI's taxonomy places the organism in Eukaryota, Metazoa, Chordata, Actinopteri, Beloniformes, Adrianichthyidae. The record is from RefSeq and is a predicted model, not a curated record. Gene Ontology annotation, molecular function: protein binding.
CGUACCCCACCGUUGUCAUAGCAACAGAAACAUGGCUGCAGACACAACUGUAAACAAAACUUUUGCCGCUUUUUACCAAGAGUUUUGUGUUCAGCUCAAAAUCAACAUUAACAAAGAUGUUUUAGAAAUUCUAGAUAAGACAUUUAAAUCCGGGAGCGUCUGCUUGUCCAGGACCUUCACAUUAGAUCUGCCCGGAAACGGAGGAAGACGAGCUCAGAGGCUGGAGGAUGAAGAUGUUCUGGUUCUCUCAAAGUGUCUGCAGAACGACGGGAGGGUGACGGGCCUGGAUGUGAGCUACAACAACAUCAGCGAUGGAGGGGCCAAACACCUGGCUGACGCUUUACAGCUCAGCAGUUCGGCUCUGAAGUUUCUGGAUCUGAAGUUUAACAACAUCCAGGCAGACGGAGCAGAAUUCCUCGCCAACAGCCUGAAGAGCAACAGCAGCCUGCUGUCUCUCAGCCUGUCGGGGAACCGGUUCGGGGACAGAGGGGGAGUGAGCAUGUCCCGCAUGCUGCAGGUCAACAGCACGCUGCAGAUGCUGCAGCUGUCUGACUGCAACCUGGCAGAUCGGAGCGUGGCGGCGCUCGGCGCGGCGUUGAACCGUAACACAGCUCUCCAGGCCCUCGACAUCAGCCGGCCUUUGCUCUUCAGUCGGCAGGAGGAGUGGGCGGUGCACUUCUCCCAGAUGCUGACAGUGAACUGCAGCCUGCUGGAGCUCCACCUGGGGAGGAUGGGGCUGACGGACAGCGGCAUGGAGACGCUAGCUGAGGGUCUGACACGGAACCGCAGCCUGCGCUACCUGGACCUGCGCUGCAACCGCGUGACCCGUGACGGCGCACACCAUCUGGCUGAAGUGCUGAAGCAGAGUAAGACCCUGGAGAUCAUCGAUCUGUCGUCUAACAGGAUAGAAGACGAAGGCGCCGUUCACCUGAGCGAGGCGAUGGCCACGCAUGGCUGCUCCCUGAAGGACGCUGGCUCGCUGUGUGUCUGUCAGACUGUCUGUCUGCAGGAACUGCAUCAGGACGGAGGGCCUGCUGUCUUUGGCUCAGGCCGUGAAACACAACCAGAGUCUCACACACAUCUACGUCUGGGGAAACCGCUUGGAUGAGCCAGUCUGUCAGGUCUUCUCCGAGCUCAUCUCCAGCGGCCGCCUGCUGCCCGAGCACACGGACGUCAGCCCCUACCAGGUGGACGGACGGCUUUUCCUCGCUCAGGUCUUCCAGGGUCUAAGGAAACAGAUUUGCUGCAUCGACCGUGACCACAAACGCACCUGAGGAGGAGUCUGGACAUCCUGUCUUGUCCAGAUGCAGCAGCUCCUUCCUCUGCAGUUCUGCAGACUAAAUAAACCACCUCUGCUGAA